Tigriopus californicus is the source of this 692-nucleotide messenger RNA. RefSeq names its product selenoprotein K-like. The record is from RefSeq and is a predicted model, not a curated record. Gene Ontology annotation, biological process: calcium ion transport; endoplasmic reticulum calcium ion homeostasis. Gene Ontology annotation, cellular component: endoplasmic reticulum membrane; Golgi apparatus. NCBI's taxonomy places the organism in Eukaryota, Metazoa, Arthropoda, Copepoda, Harpacticoida, Harpacticidae. Bases 127 to 405 code for a protein of 92 amino acids. The transcript has a single exon.
AAAGCUGAUUCGUCUCCGAUAGAAUAGUUCUCUAGUUUUCACAACCUUCAUCAUCUCCCACAAAUUGAUCGUAACAGUGUUGAGAAACGUCGUGAUAGGCGAUCCACUCGCUCUCUUUUCCUGGGCAUGGUGUACAUUGACAGUCAGGGGCGUGUGCUGGAGGCCCGCCCCUGGGGCUUAGCCACCCUCACCGAUGGCUUCUGGGGCCUGAUCACCUUCAUGAGUCUCUUCUUUCAAACCCUCAUCAAUCCCGACCUAACUAAAAAGGGCACGGGUUAUUCGACCGAUUAUCGCUCUAAUGGUGGUCGAGGACCGCCUCCCGCCGGUCCUCGUCGAAGAUUCGGCGGAUUCGGACCCGCCUCCGGGGGUGGACCUAGUCCCCCGCCCAUGCGAGGCGGUGGAUGAGGUUAAGCCGCACUUCUCGUUCAGCACACAGAUGAGGUUGAUAGAACCUGAUUUGGAAUGAGAAGUGAAGCUUUCUCCGUGUUUUCCCAGAUGGGCGGAUCCAUGGGCGUUGGACUUGAAUGACCAAUUUAUGAAGUGCCACGAGACAAGAAUGGAUCACAUUCCCUCGGGGGACAGAAGAACCCGGAUGAUCAGCCCAUUGUGGGACACUAAUUAUACUUACGAUGUGAAAACUACCGUUUGACUAUGUCAGAAUCUUGGGUGAACUAAAAUUAUUACUGAAACUA